AUGGCGUCUCUGCAACUCUGCGACUGCUCCUCCAACGGAUAUCUCCUCUUCAAGCCCUCCGUCUCUCCUCGGCUACUCCCUCAACGCAUCUCUCACCGCUUCAUCCCUAAGGCCUCCGUUUCUCCACCAUCAUCACCAUCUUCGUCUUCGUCUUCCUCCUUGUCUCUUAAUCGGAGGCAGCUUCUGUACCAAUCCGCGGCAGUAUCAGUCUCGCUUUCUUCCAUUAUCGGACCGGUGAAAGAAGCGAAAGCUGAAGAACAGUUAUCCGAAUGGGAAAGAGUGCUCCUCCCCAUUGAUCCCGGCGUCGUUCUUCUCGACAUUGCUUUCGUCCCCGACGAUCCCAACCGCGGGUUUUUACUGGGAACGAGGCAGACUCUGUUAGAGACCAAAGACGGUGGAAACAGUUGGGCUCCACGCUCAAUCGCUUCAGCUGAAGAAGAGGAUUUCAAUUACAGAUUUAAUUCAAUCAGCUUCAAAGGCAAACAAGGAUGGAUCAUCGGCAAGCCUAACAUCUUACUGUACACUGGUGACGCCGGAGAGAAUUGGGAUCGGAUUCCACUCAGUUCUCAGCUCCCCGGAGAUAUGGUGUUUAUAGAGGCGACUGGAGAUAAGAGUGCAGAGAUGGUUACAGAUGAAGGUGCUAUCUAUGUUACUUCAAACAGGGGAUAUAACUGGAAAGCUGCUAUUCAGGAAACCGUCUCAGCUACUUUGAACAGAACAGUCUCGAGUGGAAUCAGUGGUGCUAGUUACUACACGGGAACUUUCAGUGCCGUGAAUCGGUCACCAGAGGGAAAAUAUGUGGCUGUCUCGAGCCGUGGUAACUUCUUUCUGACAUGGGAGCCUGGCCAGCCUUACUGGCAACCACACAAUAGAGCAGUUGCACGAAGAAUUCAGAACAUGGGGUGGAGAGCUGAUGGUGGUCUUUGGCUUCUUGUUCGUGGUGGUGGACUUUAUCUUAGCAAAGGCACUGGGAUCACAGAGGACUUUGAAGAAGUUCCAGUACAAAGCCGUGGCUUUGGCAUCCUAGAUGUUGGUUAUCGCUCAGAGGAAGAAGCAUGGGCAGCAGGAGGCAGUGGCAUUCUACUGAAAACAAGAAAUGGAGGCAAGUCAUGGAACCGUGACAAAGCUGCUGAUAACAUCGCUGCUAAUCUUUACGCUGUCAAAUUUGUUGAUGACAAGAAAGGGUUUGUGCUUGGCAACGAUGGAGUCUUGCUCCGAUAUGUUGGAUGA
This is a messenger RNA of Microthlaspi erraticum, 1230 nucleotides long. Lineage: Eukaryota; Viridiplantae; Streptophyta; Magnoliopsida; Brassicales; Brassicaceae. The record is from the annotation of a GenBank genome assembly.